UUCCACGAAUUGUGUCAUUUCAAGUUUCGUAGUACAAUUGGUCAAAAAAUGCUUUCAUAGUGUACAAUACAAGUUUUUUCUAGACAAAAAAGUCAGCUUAAUAUUUUUUUUUAAUAAUCAUAUUUUCUAUCUUUUAAUUAACAUCAUUAUAUUUUGUAUUUUCCCUGUUAUAUACUUGAUCUAAGUUUAUGAUAGAGUUUCUAUUCUCGAAUGUGAGAAUUACUACUUAUUUGGCUAUUAUUCUUGAAUCGGAUUCGAUAAAUUGUUCAAGACUUGGAAUUCUUUGCCCUUCCCAGCUGCAUCAUGUUCUCCUUGCGGAUAUGUUCCUUUUGUGACAAACACAUGUGCCUGUUCCUUACAACUUAGAACUCAUAAUCCAAACAAAUUCAUUCAUUUUAUUGGUUUUCCACUUUCUUCACUAUCUUUCUCUAUCCAACACAAGAUCUUUCCUUCACAUUGCUAUCAAACAAUCAAACUCAUAAAAGUGAAUUAAACACCUUCUCAGUCUCAUUCACACCUUUGAAAAUUAAAUGGCACAAAACCAAACCCAUCAUCACCCACCACAACUUUCUUCAAACUAUGCAUUACCCAUUUUUGCCAUUCUUAUUGUUUUUAUACUUAUCACCUACUUCAUUCUUGUCACCAAAUGCUGCUUAAAAUUUCACCCUUUGAGAUGGAUUUCAAUCCUUCCACCAUCACAAGAUGAAGACCCUUUCAUAGCAUUCUCUCCAACGAUUCGAAACCGCGGCGGUGUCGACGAAUCCAUCAUCCAAAAAAUCCCAACUUUUCAAUUCACAAAAGGUGAUGGUGAUGAAUAUGAUCAUCAAAGUGUAAAGGGGUGUGUGGUUUGUUUGAGUUCUUUUCAAGAACAAGAUAUGCUAAAAGUGCUUCCAAAUUGCAGCCACUACUUUCAUUUGGAUUGUAUUAACAUUUGGCUUCAAACAAAUUCCAAUUGUCCUCUUUGUAGAACAAGCAUUUCAGGUAACACACAAGUUCCAAUGGAACAUAUCAUAGCACCAAGUUCUUCUCCACAGGAGUCUCAGUUAUUUUCUAACAUGGGUAGUGAUGAAGAUUUUGUUGUCAUUGAAUUGUGGGGAGAAGGAGAACAUGGUGGAACAACAGUGCCUCAGAUUCAGCAAGAGAGUAGAAAUGACUCUACAAAGAUGGAAGAGAAGAAGAAUGUGAAUUUGAAACAGAAAAAGUGGAAGCGUGUUUCUUGUAUAAUGGAUGAUGAGUGUAUUGAUGUUAGAAGGAAAGAUGAUCAGUUUUGUGUUGAGACAAUUAGAAGAUCAUUCUCAUUAGAUUCUGCAAAUGAUAGACAAGUUUACUUGGAUGUUCAAGACAUUAUUCAACAUAAUCAUAGGAGUCAAAAUGAGGAUUGUGAUAGUAGUAGGGGUAGAAGAUCUUUCUUUCCACUUUGUUAUGGCAGGGGAAUGGGAUCAAAACCUGCAUUACUUGCUCCACAUAACAGGGUAAAAUAUUGAUUUAUUAAUUUCCCA
Messenger RNA from Cicer arietinum (chickpea), 1499 nucleotides. Lineage: Eukaryota; Viridiplantae; Streptophyta; Magnoliopsida; Fabales; Fabaceae. The record is from RefSeq and is a predicted model, not a curated record.